Molecule: messenger RNA, 720 nt
Organism: Scedosporium apiospermum
Lineage: Eukaryota; Fungi; Ascomycota; Sordariomycetes; Microascales; Microascaceae
Exons: 2
Coding region: 1-720 (239 amino acids)
Cellular component (GO): mitochondrion; cytosol
Molecular function (GO): peptidyl-tRNA hydrolase activity
Source: RefSeq, a predicted model, not a curated record
AUGGAGCUCGACGAAAAAUCAAGGCAGACAGCCAUUCUACUUUCAACAGGCUUCGUCUCCCUCUUCUCAGGCUUCCUCCUAGGCGUCUACGCCAUCCGCGGCUACCUAAUCUCCCCAGCACUGGCCGACGAGCGACGGAGAUACCACAAAGACCCCGUCGAGAGCGAAGAAUCCGACAUUGACGAGGAUGACACGAUUUUAGACCACGCGCCGAAUUGGGCCAACGGCGAGGAGGCAGAUAAGAGAGACGGACUUCGGUCGGGCGAGUCCAAGAAAUCGAAGGAGAGCGAGGAUGCGGGAAGCUCGAAACCUAGCGCGGCUGUGUCGAUGGGAAACCCGAACGAGGAAUGCAAACUAGUCCUCGUUGUCCGUACGGACCUGGGCAUGACAAAAGGCAAGAUCGCCGCUCAGUGCUCCCACGCCACCCUCGCCUGCUACAAAACCCUCGCGCGCAAGGCGGAGCGGAAUCCCAACUCGAACGAGGCGCGACUCUUGCGACGCUGGGAAUCGAGAGGCCAGAAGAAGAUUGCCGUGCAGAUCAAGAGCCAGGACGACAUGAUGGACCUCAUGGGCAUUGCGCGGAGCUUGGGCAUCACGGCGGAGGUUAUUGCCGACGCUGGGAGGACUCAGAUUGAGGCGGGAAGCUUGACGGUGCUUGGGGUUGGUCCGGCGCCUCAGAGCUUGGUUGAUAAGGUUACGGGGCACUUGAAGCUUUUAUAA